Diplodia corticola is the source of this 939-nucleotide messenger RNA. RefSeq lists its product as uncharacterized. Gene Ontology annotation, molecular function: RNA polymerase core enzyme binding; RNA polymerase II CTD heptapeptide repeat phosphatase activity. The record is from RefSeq and is a predicted model, not a curated record. NCBI's taxonomy places the organism in Eukaryota, Fungi, Ascomycota, Dothideomycetes, Botryosphaeriales, Botryosphaeriaceae. Gene Ontology annotation, cellular component: cytoplasm; nucleus. The transcript has a single exon. The coding region runs from base 1 to 939 and encodes 312 amino acids.
AUGGCGCCGCCGAAAUUCGACGGCAGCGCCCUGCCCAAGUCGAUCCUCAAGAAGAUCAGCGCGCCUCAGGCUGGGAAGCCGCCGCCUGCAGCCAGCGCGCCACCCCGGCAGCCGAGUCAAGCAGAGCAGCAAGAGCCGCAGGCCGCGCGCGACAAGCGAAACCGCGAGAUAGCCCUCUACCAUGCCCACCUGAUCCAGCAGCAGAAGGACGUCGAGGCCCAGAUCCUCGAUGCCAUCGUGCAGCUGAUCGACUUCCCGUCCUCUCCGGACGCGGACCCCAUGAGCCCGUCGCCCGAUGACGCGUCCAUGUUCAAGGCCCUGAUAGCAAACUUCCAGCCCUCAGACUACGACUCCUUGCUGGAGGAGCGCAAGUGCGCCGACAAGUGCGGCUACGUGCUCUGUCCGAACCGGCCCAAAGUCGAUGCUAAUGCCGGCAAGAACAAGUUCAUAGUGAAGGGCCGCCAGCUCCAGGUCGUGCCGCGCGAGAAGUUCGAGCUCUGGUGCUGCGAUGACUGCGCCCGACGUGCCUUGUUCGUCAAGGUUCAGCUGAACGAGGAGCCCGCUUGGCUCCGGAGGGCAGCCGUUGUCCCCCAGCUCGAACUCAUGGCCGACAGGCCCGGUCCAAGAUCGCCUCCCGACCUGAAUUCCGUCAUGUCUGGCCUGUCGUUGGGCGCCGCACAGCCCGCUGCCUGGGCAAGGUCUGCCGACGAAGCCCAGGGUCUGCAUACGGCCAUGGCGGACCUGGCCCUGGAGAGAGGCGAACAGAGCAUGUCUGCAAGAUCAGCAGGCUUAGUAAAGGAUAACGUCCACGAGAACAGGGUCAUCUCUCAACCAAGCGCCCCAGGCUCAACAGGGCACCUCUCUAUCGAAGGCUACGAACCACGGAUGAAUAUGAAAAACGGCAUUGAGCGAGACGAGGACGGAGACUGGAUACUAUGA